Molecule: messenger RNA, 251 nt
Organism: Racocetra persica
Lineage: Eukaryota; Fungi; Glomeromycota; Glomeromycetes; Diversisporales; Gigasporaceae
Source: the annotation of a GenBank genome assembly
CGUGAAGAAACAAACCAGAAACUUACUAUGCAAAGAAUUAUCUUCGGCAUUCAUUUACCACUAAGACAUAUUAUAGAACAGAGUAUUGUGUUCAAGAUGCGAUGCUUGCCACCUUUACCAUCAUCUAAUUUUGGUUUAGAAAUAUUGAUGGAUAAAGAUGAACCGAUCGAUUUUGAAGAUUUUUUAAAUUUACUUGUCGUGCUGACGACCAACACCCCUGGUACUGGAUCGGGUUCAUGUAACGUGACUGC